CUGCUCCUCAUCCCGACCGUCCACCGAUCCCAACGCUUCCUCCGUCGCGUGCCGCGGCGGGUGGCACGGUCGAUGGAGUCGCCGCUGACGCGCUUGGGGUCGCAAGACCAGCUGGGCUCCGACCGCCCGGACUCGCCCACUUAUUCGGACAAAGAUGCCGAGGAGGAGGAGGAAGGCGCCGAAGCGGAGGCACGUCGGAACAAGAGGAAUGCCCGGAUGACCCGCACCACGACUUUGGACAAUGCGGAGAUGGAAGCCAUGAUGUUGCAAGAGGAGUUGGAGGAGAUGGAAGCUGAGCGUGCUGCCAAGGAGAGACACCUCCAAAUGUCGCAGAAGGCGGUGCCCUGGGUGGAGACCCAGUUCUUUGCCAUGUUGAUGGCUGCAGUGGUCUUAGCCAACUCCGUGGUCAUCGGCUUAGAACUGGAACUCGCCGGUUCGGCGAGCACCUGGGUCUUCUCCAUUGUGAACAACGGCUUUUUGCUCAUUUACAUGUGCGAGAUUUUCCUCCGCUUCAUGGGGCGCGGCUUGUCCGCCAUCCGUGAUGCGCUCACGUGUUUGGACAUCGCGUUGGUGCUCCUGACCUUUGUGGAACGCAUGGCCGCCGGUGCCUCGAUGGCGCGGUCCUUGCCCUCGAUCCGCCUCUUGAGGUUGUUGCGGCUGAUCCGCGCCUUCAAGCGGAUGCACAAGUCCAAAGAGUUAGUGGUGCUUUUGAGUGGCACCAGCAAGGCUGCCAGGACUUUGGCAUGGGUCUCCUUGUUUUUGAUGGUGAUUGCCUGGGCGGCCGGAGCUUGCACGCGCCAGGUCAUUGGCAACUCCCCCGUUUGGAACGGCAGCACGAACCCCAUGGUGAACUUCGAGCCCUUCAUGUCGUUCGACAACCGAGAGUACUUCGGAAACAUCGUCCGGAGUUUUUUGUCGAUGAUCCAAGUCAUCACCAACGCGCAAUGGGCGAACCACAUCGGCCGGCCCAUCAUCCUGCAAUACCCAGCUUUAUUCGUGUUCUUCGCCUUCUUCUUGUUGUCCACCACCUUCGGCCUCGUCACUUGCAUCGUGGCCAACAUUGUGCAGGACUCCUUGGAAUCCUCCCGGGCCUUCGAGAAAGCCUUGAAGGAGAUCGACCGCGAAAACCGUCGCUCCAGCGGUCUUCGAGCGGGAAAGCUCUUGAUGAUGGUCGACGAGGACGGUGAUGGUCAGCUGACGCAAAGCGAUCUGGACCGCGCUUUGGAGAACGAGGAGUUUGUGCAAAUCCUUCGGCUCCUGGAGGUGCCGGUGAUGAGCUCUGAGAACUUGAUGCGUCUCUUCGACCUCAAUGGUCGUGGACAUGUGAGCUUCCAAGAGUUAGUCCAGGGCAUCACUUCCAUGUUGGAGGACAUAGACCCCAAGGACUACACGAAGUUGGCGCUGUGGUCCGACAGUUUGAUGAAGCGUAUGGAGGCCUGCGAACAACGCUGCCAUGUCUUGGCCCAGCAGGUCGUAGACCUUCGAAGACAGAUGGAGGAGUGCUUCAACUGCCUGGCCUUGUUUAUCGGCUCUCGGGAGAACACCGAGCUCUACUACCGAGCGCUGAAAGCCAUCCGAUCAGCCCCACCACCCAUGCCCGUGGACAUCCGGGAAGCAUUGGGGCUGGAAAUCAAGGAGGAAAAGGUGCUGGAAGACGAAGCGGCGGCGUUGAUGAACUUCGCGCGGCGCUAUGUGGCCCCGAAGCAACAAGCGAAGAAGAAGACCCUCAUCGACGAUGGAUCUCCCACGGGACGGUCGCCUAGCUCGUGGCACACGGGCUUGCGCGUGGCCGCGACACUGACCUGUCACAAGGCAGUCCUGGCAGAGUCACCUCCGCCCAAGAGUGUGGAUAUUGCGCGCAAGAUGCAAGAGCAGAAAGAGGCGCAAGAGCGAGACUUCUCCUACCGGAUCAGCCGAGAGAAUGCCUUCCAGUCGACGCAGAAGUUCUCCGCGCUGAAGGACUUGCUGGGCGGCUUGUGACGCCCUUGGGCGGGACCCGCGGACCUGCGGAGAUGAAGCCAGCUGGCUGGUCAUAAGCGAGCAUGGUGGCAGGGUUCCUGUUCUAUGCUUGCUGUGGAUCUAGGUGGCCCAUCUCCAAGCAAGCCUGCAUUCCAGCGGUAGUUAGGUUUUUAUUUCUUUUAAGCAGAAGUUGAACGCCCAAGUUUCGCUGCUGAAGAGCGCACUUCCAGAGUGUGGUGCCUCCAAGCAGCAAGUUUCACCUGAGCCGCAUGUUUCUGGGGAAGAAAGUUGAGGGAUGCC
Durusdinium trenchii is the source of this 2259-nucleotide messenger RNA. The record is from the annotation of a GenBank genome assembly. Lineage: Eukaryota; Dinophyceae; Suessiales; Symbiodiniaceae.